Molecule: messenger RNA, 1082 nt
Organism: Ceratitis capitata (Mediterranean fruit fly)
Lineage: Eukaryota; Metazoa; Arthropoda; Insecta; Diptera; Tephritidae
Exons: 3
Coding region: 176-982 (268 amino acids)
Source: RefSeq, a predicted model, not a curated record
GCGUUAGUCUGGACACUCAGUCAAAAACACAUCACAGCAACAGUAAGAGCAACAGCAAAGCUAAGGCAGUGAUAUUUAUUUUAAAAAUUUUUUAAAGUGUAUCAAGAAAAGCGUGAAUUUGAAAUUGGUGUGAAAAUUUGUGCAUAAAUAUAUUAAUAAACAAAAAUAUAAUAAAAUGUUCAAAUUCCUUUUGUGUAUUCUGAGUGCAGUGUUGGUUGCGGAGUGCAAACUAGUUCCACACAUAGCAGCACGUGCCGAUCUAUCUUUGAGUAAUUUCUUGCUCUCCCAGCAGGGUCGUGCCCUUUCUCCCUCAUCAUCGCAAUGUUUUUCCAGCUAUUUGGCACUACUGGCUGCAGCUGCCGAUAGAUGGUCACAAGAACAUGAGGCUUGUGUGAAAGCUGCAGAAGAUUCUAUGAUUGCUGUUAACGACUUGGCAUCCGCCCAUUCCAAAAAUGUAUCCACACAGGCUGGCAGUAUUGUUAGUUAUAUAGGUUACUGCGAUUCGGAGAGUGAUCCGUUGUUAUCUUUGGGAUGUUACAAGAAUUUGACCACAGACAAUUUGUACAAAAUUUAUGACAUCUCUAGUAACGCCGCGGAUGCACUCGUUUCACUGAAUGCGAAAAUAUACAUCAUCGAUUCGGAUUCUUACAGUUGCUCAAAUGCCAGCGAGCGUAAUUACUUCGAAACAUGUGCAGAAAUUUAUGAUGCAAUGAAUUAUUGCUUCCAAAAUGGACCACCACCAACGGUGCCGCCACCGACCACCAGCACUACCACUUUGGACCCUGUGCUUCCGUCGGAUGAAAUUCGGGAUAUACUACUGCCAGCAGAUGCUGCUGCGCCUCGUCGUACGCCCGCCUUAUUUGCUGUAAAGAGCCAAGAGAAGGAGAAUGAGAAUAAGCCGGUGCCAAGAAGUGGUAGUCAUAUUUCAAAGCUCACUGCUUGGCUGGAGCGGCAAGGAAAUCAGGACGCGGUUAAAGUGUAAAAUGUGUGAAGAAAAUACGAUUUUAUGCGAUAAUUGGUGCUAGGAAACGUUUUGGGAAAAUAAUAAAAUGAAUACUUAUUUAUAUUAGAGCUCACAAAAA